This is a messenger RNA of Penicillium macrosclerotiorum, 936 nucleotides long. RefSeq lists its product as uncharacterized. The transcript has 3 exons. Gene Ontology annotation, biological process: transmembrane transport. The record is from RefSeq and is a predicted model, not a curated record. NCBI's taxonomy places the organism in Eukaryota, Fungi, Ascomycota, Eurotiomycetes, Eurotiales, Aspergillaceae. The coding region runs from base 1 to 936 and encodes 311 amino acids. Gene Ontology annotation, cellular component: plasma membrane. Gene Ontology annotation, molecular function: water channel activity.
AUGUUUGGCAAUCACAAGCGUGAAGUCUCCCAGACUUCCACUCUGGGUGGCCCCUCUGGACCCGGCGGCCGUGGCCAGCUACCUAUGCUGCAGAUGCCGGACAAGCUGCGCUUCAACUUGCUCUGCAUGAUGGGAGAGUUCGUUGGCACUUUCUUGUUUUUAUUCUUUUCUUUUGCAGGAACCCAAGUCUCAAACACCCCAAAGCCUGAGCCAGGUUCGGAUCCUAACACUUCAAAUCUCCUGUACUCCUCGCUGUGCUUCGGCUUCGCUCUGACUGUCAAUGUCUGGGCAUUUUUCCGUGUGACUGGCGGUCUUUUUAAUCCUGCGGUCACUCUCGCUCUUUGCUUAACUGGUGGUAUGCCAGCUCUUCGUGGUUUGAUGGUGUUCCCAGCUCAACUCGUUGCUGGUAUUGCUGCAGCCGGUGUUGUCAGCGCUCUGUUCCCUGGGCCACUCAAUGUCGCAACUAGACUGGGAGGUGGCGCUUCCAUCUCUCAAGGGCUGUUCAUUGAAAUGUUCCUGACUGCCCAAUUGGUGCUGGUUAUCAUCAUGUUGGCCGUUGUCAAGCACAAGUCGACAUAUCUGGCUCCAGUUGGCAUUGGUCUCGCAUUUUUCCUAUGUGAGAUGGUUGGUGACUUCUACACGGGUGGUUCCCUCAAUCCUGCUCGAUCGCUGGGGCCAGACACCAUCAACCGAAGUUUCCCUGGAUAUCAUUGGAUUUACUGGGUCGGUCCUUUGUUGGGCUCGCUACUUGCUUCUGGCUUUUACCACCUUCUGUGCUGGGUCCGCUGGGAGAACAUCAAUCCCGGUCAGGAUCUCAAUGAGUGGGAGAUCAAGGCACGAAAAGCCUCCAUGGCUCCGUCGGACAACACUUUUACCGAUACUCUACACAACGGUAAUCAGGAGUCCAACGAUGUGGCGCCCGAGCAACAGGUCUAG